AUGGUGACAUCCAAGCGAUCAAGACCUCGCCGAUCCCAUGUGCUGGGAGGGUGCAGCACCUGCAGACGCCGGCAUGUCAAAUGUGACCAGAAACGGCCCGUUUGCCGUACAUGCCGUGCGCUAGGCGUGAAAUGUGAGGGAUAUUCAGAUCAGGUUCUGUGGAUGCGCACUGAUAGUGAGGAGCCUGAGAGCACUCAUGUACCUCGUGGGACUCGCCGUUAUCUUUAUUCAGAAAAAUCCAGACUCUCUAUGAGUACUGCGCUGGGGUCUGAUCUUGUAUUGGGGUCUAUUGAUGCGUCACUGGCAGAGGUCGACUCCAGGCUGCGAGACCCUGAACGGUCGCUCAAUAGUGACAUUGUCAUUGGACCCUUUGCGGUUCUUGAUUUCUCUUCAGCACCACAAAUUCCGGAGCAAAAAUUGGUGCGCGACAUUGAGCCCACCAAGUCUGAUAAUCCUGCAGUUGAGGCAUCUGACACUGUAGCGCCUGAGAAACUGCAAGAGCCUAGUGUCUCUCCAAUAUUCGAUUCCCUAUCUCAUAUUGAUGAUUUUCUCCACUGGUCCGAUCUAUUGAGCUUUGGUCCAGACCAGACGGAACUUGCAACAAACGGUGCCUUGAGUAUGCCGAAUGAUUUAUUAUUUGAUAUGAGCCAAGAGAUGGGGUUGCUACCCGUUGACUCAAACCACAGCGAUGAUCUACUGCAAUCUUUCACAACACAACAACCACCCCCAGCGGAGCUUAUUUCUGCUGAUAUAGAUGCUCUAAAAGAAGCUCCAGCUCUGCUUCGACACUUCCAGGAUGUUGUCAUCCCACACAUAAUGGCCAUUCCCUGUCGACAGAAGUCGCCCUGGAAGAUCUUGAACGUACCGGCAGCGGUGAUCACAUACAGUGAUUCGACCUUUCUUGGGACAGAAAGGGUCAGUCAGGCCAAGAUGGCAAAUUUGUAUGGCUUGCUCGCCUGCUCUGCUGUCCAUCUGGUUUUGAACCCUUCGACAACAUUCCAAAAUCCGCCUGAGUAUUGGUGGAAGGUUGCCAACCACGCAUAUCUGCAAGCCAGGGACCAUAUGCAAGCAUCCCUCCGUUCCGAAACUCAAGGCUUGAAGAAAGCAAAGUAUAAAGAUCAGCUGAUGGCUGUAUGCAUUCUCAUACAGUACACGAUUAUGUCCGGCCAACAACAACACGCUCGAUAUUUUAUGAUUGAUGCAGAGCGGCUACUACGUCUUCGGGGGCUUUCAAAGACCCGAAUUUCGAAAAAGGCACGACUUUUGCAUCAUGUCUACACUUGGCUUAGAAUAGUCGGUGAAAGUACGUUUGUUCUACAUGACUAUAAUAUCUCUUCCUCGUCUUUUGAAGCACUUGGUUCUCGAUUUCGAUCAAGGUGCACACCUAGUCUAGAAGAAGUGGGGAACAACGAGCCAAAUCCUCGACUGGACGAUUUCCUACGUCUCGAAACCCAAAACUCAGAUAGUGAUCUGAAUAUCGAUGAACCUAAGGACCAGACUUCGGGACUUUAUGACAUCCAUCUCCAAGACUCACGAAGUUAUCCUGAAACAUUAUACAAGCAAAUUUAUGGUAUCCCAGAAACUUGGCUCAGCCUCGUCUCACAAACAACGAGACUAGCCAACGUUCUGGAGACAUUCCGUAUUGCCCGUGAGGCGGGACAGAUGGUGAAUCUUGAAACAUGGGAAGCACUACAACGACGAAGCACCCGAUUGGAAAACAUGAUCUGCUCUUUCAGCCUAGGUCGGACAAGAGCCGGGGUCCUGGAGCUCCACGCCGAUUCAGAACCGCACGGUCAUAUGGUGGCGGCAUUGAAUGCGGCCCUUGUGAUUUUCUUUUACAGGCGAAUCCGACAGACCCACCCGGCUGCUCUGCAGGGUCAUGUCGAUAGUGUGAUUGCAGCCCUUCAGGCAUGCACUGCGGCAUUGUCCCAAGAUGAUCCCACUGGACCCGGAACGGCGUGGCCAUUGUUUAUGGCAGGGUGCGAGGCAAUGUCAAUCGCAAGGCGAGAGGCGAUCAUGAGCAUGUUGGAUAGUGCGAGCUCAGUCUGUGGAUUUGCCGCUUUUGGUACAGCUAGAAAUAUUAUUACGGAAGUGUGGCGCAAGCAGGACGAGCAUAUGACUGCAAACCGGGGUGAGUCAAUGCCUUCAUGGUUUGAGAUUUUGAAGCAAGGGCAGACAUGGCCCCUGUUUUGUUGA
This is a messenger RNA of Penicillium coprophilum, 2196 nucleotides long. Its product is annotated as Zn(II)2Cys6 transcription factor. The transcript has 3 exons. Gene Ontology annotation, molecular function: transcription cis-regulatory region binding; zinc ion binding; DNA-binding transcription factor activity, RNA polymerase II-specific. Bases 1 to 2196 code for a protein of 731 amino acids. The record is from RefSeq and is a predicted model, not a curated record. Gene Ontology annotation, biological process: positive regulation of transcription by RNA polymerase II. Lineage: Eukaryota; Fungi; Ascomycota; Eurotiomycetes; Eurotiales; Aspergillaceae. Gene Ontology annotation, cellular component: nucleus.